CUUCGCCAUUCGUUCCUCGCUGACGAUCGUCAAAAGACGAGCCUUCUCCUCCUUAGCACGAAGAAGAGCUUCAGAUUCGGUCUCUGCUCGGGGCAUAGACGCUUCACGAGUCAGUUCUUUUUCCGCAAGUUGUGCUUCAGCAGCCUUUAACAGCUGUUCAAGAUGAACAACAUGCUCUUGCAGACGAGCUCUCGCAGUCUGCUCUGUUUUAAGCUGCGAAAGUACAUGCUGGUGAGCUGUCUGAGCUUCAGCAAGCCGCACAGACAGCUGCUCAGAAGCAGCAGCAGGCGCAGUGCCAUUUCGCAUUGGCGUACUAUUAUUUGGACCCUCACUCGCAUCAGCCGUGGGUGUCGCGACAGGUUGAUCUCCAGCAUCGUCAGCAUCACCACCACCGCCAGCAGUAAUCACACCACUCUGAGGAGUGAACGAGUCUGCCACAAGCUGAUUGGUGGCGGCAAUUUUUCGAAACCAUUCAAGCCCUUCACCACUGCCCUGUGGAGUGCCGGGAUGGUCACCCUCCAUGGCAUGGGCUUUGCUAAGCCACUCAGCUGCCUUGCUGAGACAAGCAUUGGCUUGUGCAGAGUUUGGGACCAAACGCCUCGCCCGCGUAGUCUGUAGGUGAGCCAUGAGAAGCAACAGUGGUUUGAUUGGAGAGGAAGCUAAACCAUAAGCAAGAAUGUCAAUCCUCAGCUCCAGAGCUUUCACGACCGAGCAGAA
Molecule: messenger RNA, 717 nt
Organism: Cantharellus anzutake
Lineage: Eukaryota; Fungi; Basidiomycota; Agaricomycetes; Cantharellales; Hydnaceae
Exons: 1
Coding region: 163-618 (151 amino acids)
Source: RefSeq, a predicted model, not a curated record